AUGGAGAUGACGACGAUGGGCGGCGCGGUGGCCAAACGGCACAAGAUGUGGAUGUGGUACCACGUGGAACUCGAGGAUACCGUACUCGUCAAGAGUUGGACCGUUUUCGAUGCGGCAAGUAAGUCUAAUCCUUAUCAGAGAGAAGUAAUUGAGAAAAACUAUAAAAGAAAUUUGGAACUCAUUGAACUUUGCAUUACGCCUUUCCUUCUCUAACCUAUCCGAAACAGUACAUUUUUGAGCAAUGGUGUGGACGUGUGCGGUGAUUGGCGCUGCUGGAAUCGUGCUGGAGGGGCUGAAGUACGCGAGAUGGGCGAGUGAACAGCACGCGAAAAGCCAUCAGAAGAAGGCGGAUUCGAAGACAAAGUACGGAGGAAUUGAGAUUCCCAAAAGAGAGAUUAAGGGGCGGACACUGUGGGUUUUAUGAUCAUCUUCAUUACUUCCCUAACUUGAAGGGUCCAGACUUUGGAUCCAGUUGCUAUUAUCUAUUAUGAAUGUAUAUUCACAACAUUAACCUACCGUAAUGAUCAUUUAUAAAAACGAUGUGAACGUUUAGGCCCAAAAGCUCAGUAUUACAGUUUCUGGAAGCGUCACAUAAUCGACACGUUCUACCACUUUUGGCAGUUGCUGUUGGCCUACAUCCUCAUGAACGUCUACAUGGUCUUCUCGGUAACAAUCCCCUCCAACUCUUCGGAACCUUUGCCCUGUCCUCAUCUUGCAGGUCUACAUUUGUUUGUCGCUGUGUUUGGGCCUCGCCAUCGGACACUUCAUUUUCGCGUCGAGAACUGGACAAUAG
Molecule: messenger RNA, 793 nt
Organism: Caenorhabditis sp. 36 PRJEB53466
Lineage: Eukaryota; Metazoa; Nematoda; Chromadorea; Rhabditida; Rhabditidae
Source: the annotation of a GenBank genome assembly